UUUUCAGCUUGGGUCAAUACCUGGAGCAAGUAUGAGAGUAAUCUUAUGGCUUGCUUUUCUGGUCCAAGCUAGAGCGGACAUCUACAGUUGUGGUGGUUUUGUGAAGUCUAGUGUUCCCAUCGAUUAUUCUAAAAUCCAGGUCAAGCUUCUGACUCCAGAGGGUCAUUUGAAGCACGAAGAGGAAUGCAAUCCACAGAACGGAUACUACAUGAUUCCCAUCUAUAACAAGGGUCAAUAUUCCCUAAAAGUGUCUGCACCAGAGGGCUGGUACUUUGAACCAGAAACUGUUGACUUCAAGCUGGAUGGUGUGAGCGACCCUUGCACUAAGAAUCUAGAUAUAAAUUUUGUUCUAACAGGUUUUUCUAUACAUGGCGUAGUUGACGGCGGAUCAGGCAGUGGUCCGGCAGGUCUUUCAUUGACCCUCAAACAAGACGGAAAGGUGAUUGAUACUGCAACGACCACUGAAGGAGGAAAAUACUCUUUCAAAGCCGUGGCAGGAAAGUACGAGGUUUCCACGGGUGCAGAUUCAUCAGUAUGUAUCAGUCAUGGAAAGGCGACAGUUGAGGUCAAAAAUGCACCGGUUCUUGUCAAGCCAGACCUUCGCAUUGCUGGCUACCAAUUUUCCGCAUCUGUACUGAAUGAAAAUAGGCCCUUGCCUGGAGUCAAAAUUAGUCUUUACUCGGAAUCAAAACCUGAGCAGCUUGCGAACUGUGAAGCUUUGAAGACACCCGUUGAUGGCAUGAAAAAUGCAAAGUUUGUGUGUCUGAUUGGAUCCACCUCCGAGAAAGGACAAAUUGUGGUUCCAUGUUUGCCAUCAGGUUUCUAUCUUGCUAAAGCAGAUUAUAAGGAUGGUGAGACGGAGUUUAUCUUCUCGCCAGCGGUGCAGAAGGUUGAGGUGAAGGAUCGUGCCACUAAGGUCUCCUUCUCUGUUGCUGGAUUCACUGCUAGAGGACGAGUUGUUGUCGGUAAGAGGGGAAUUGCUGGAGCUGAUGUUCUCGUAGGGGGAAAGAAAGUGGCGAAGACUGAUUCUGAUGGGUACUAUACUCUCAGCGACCUCAAGGAGGGUCCUAUCGAAGUCACCGCGCAAGCACCGCAUACUUCAUUCAGUGUGGAGAAAUGCAAUCUGAAGUUGCCUCACAUUAAAAUUGAGGAUGUCAAAGUUGAAGGUUUCGAAGUAUGUGGGAGUGUGGAGAAGUCGCCAUCGGAACAAAUUGCUUCAUCGCUCAUAUUGAAACGUGUUGACAACUCUGACACUUUAUCUAUUCGACCAGGAGUAGAUGGGAAAUUUUGCAAAAUGGUCGCACCAGCCAGAUACACGAUUUCGCCUGCGGAUGCUUCGUCAACGUUAACUCCGCGAUCUCUGGACAUUGACACAACAGCAAAAUUCGUUCAUGAUCUCCGCUUCACUCAUUUCAAGACUGACGCCGUUGUUUUGGUUACUUGUAUAGGCUCAUGUGAGACCCUUUCUAUCUCGUUGUUGCAUGGAAAUACUGUAGUGGACACAGUGCGAGGGAAAGACGAAUCUGUUUUCAGGAAUAUCGGUCCAGGAAAGUACAGAGUUCGCAUUGACGAAGGUGACAAAGCUUGUUGGGAACAACGUGAACUUCCACUCAUAAUCGAGAAGGUACAACCUCAGCCAGUGCAUUUCGUGCAGAGCGGCUUCGCUACUAGCAUUCGAUUGAGUCACCCUGCGCAGCUGAAAUGGACGCACAGUGAUAAGAAACAGUUGAAAGGUGACAUCAAAGCGCCCGCGGGACAAUCAUCUUUCUGUGUACCCGUCCAAGGACGAUAUCAUGUGCAAUUGGUCUCUUGCAUGAAUUUUGAUCCUCAGCAGUUCGACAUAAAUGUUGCUUCUGACCAAGUAUAUGAAGCUAAAGCCAUGGACGCAAAAAUUACUGGCACGAUAAAAAGCACAGAUGGCAGCGGAUUCGUCGUCAAAGUCAAAUCCGGCGCUGGAGAGCGUGAUGUCUCUGUAAGCUCUAACGGGAAGUUCUCCUUCUAUGAGCCGAUCACAUCUAGUGGAGACGUCAUACUCACGCCUUCAUCUGCCACUCAUCUUUUUGAUCCAUCAAGUUUUUCGUUGCGAUUCAGAGGAGAUUGUGUUGAAAAUGUUGUGGAAUUCGUUGCAACCAAGGGUAUCUUCAUUGACGGGUCUAUAACACCACCUGUUGCUGGAGUCAAGAUUAUUGCCAAGCACAAACAGGAUUCCAGUGUUUACUUCGAGACCACUUCUGACGAAAAAGGAAAGUACAGGAUUGGCCCUGUGCGACGGGCAGAAGACAUGAAAAUAUCUGCAGAACUCGAUGGAUACACUUUCAAUGAGAAGGCUGGUCUUGUAGGCCAGCUAACUAGCACCAAGUUGAGCAAGCUCACUGUCGUUGUGUCAGAUAUUGCUACAUCAGAACGACUGGAAGACGUGUUGCUAUCCAUAGUUGGCGGAAAGGAUUAUCGUAGUAACAGUAUGAUUGACAAAACUGGAGAGAUUAAUUUUGUUGGUUUGGCUCCGGGAGAGUACUUCUUACGCGCGAUUCUGCAAGAAUAUAAAUUCGAGCCAUCAACUACGACAAUCGUUGUGAAGGAAGGACAGCAUGAGCAUGUCGAGCUGAGAGGGAAGCGCGUGUCGUUCAGUGUCUUUGGUCGCAUAAGAGAGAUGUCUGGUUCUGCUGUUGUUGGUGUGAUUGUGGAAGCUCUCUCGGAGCAAUGCGAUCAGCAUCAGUCUGAAGCAACAACUACGCAGGACGGCUCCUAUCGUAUACGGGGCUUGAAACCAGACUGUCAAUAUAAGGUGUCAAUCAAAGCAGGAGCAGAUGGCGCAGCACCUCCGCACUGCUACCCUUCUCAAUUUGGAGUUCGAAUGACCGCUGAAGAUCUGAAAGGACUCGAUAUGGUUGCAGCUCCAUACGAUAUGAGUACGGAUUUGGCUGUUGAGAUGGAGUUUGGAACAAUGAGUAUACCUGCAUCAUACCGAGUCUCCGUACAACGAGAAGGCGAGACGAUCACACAGUCUGUGGUACACGCCCCGGUUACUGUGUUCUACUUGAAUAACCUACCUCGCGAUGGAAGAGAGUAUUCUGUGAGAGUCGAACCAGAUCGACAAUACCAGACAUUCCCAGCGAAGACAGUAUUCUUUACCACGGAUGCACCAGUACGGGUGGUUCGUAUACCAAUUACAUCGUCCAAACGAUCUGGUGAAGUGGAGAUUAGCGCUGGAUCGUUACUAGCCCUGCCAUUCUUUGGACUUUUGGCUCUGAUCUUCUUCAACCAGGGCCGAUCUUGGGAACUGUUUCGUUCCUUCCUCUCAAUCGUCCGUCCAGCAAGUCCUUCUAUGGAACGAAAAAAGAGGAAAUAGAGAAGUAUUCGACUCCAUUCUCUCGAUAUGUUUGUCCUGGACCAUCCAUGAUUUUUGACAGCCUUAACCAACACACGCACGAGUUGUCCGCUAGUUGUACGUAUGUCGUUGCAAAUAACUUAUACUAAUCACUGAUUUUCUGUGAUUUUAUGACUAGUUUUUUCACCCUUCUAAAUU
Messenger RNA from Cylicocyclus nassatus, 3526 nucleotides. NCBI's taxonomy places the organism in Eukaryota, Metazoa, Nematoda, Chromadorea, Rhabditida, Strongylidae. The record is from the annotation of a GenBank genome assembly.